Molecule: messenger RNA, 1702 nt
Organism: Cyclopterus lumpus (lumpfish)
Lineage: Eukaryota; Metazoa; Chordata; Actinopteri; Perciformes; Cyclopteridae
Product: DEAD-box ATP-dependent RNA helicase 52A-like
Exons: 6
Coding region: 188-1540 (450 amino acids)
Source: RefSeq, a predicted model, not a curated record
CUGAACGGCAGUUCAAACAACCGUCGUCCGUCUCUCCGCUCGUCACUCACGUCUUCGGCCGCCAGCUUCUCCUUCACCUCGCGGAUGAGGAACCGCUCCAUGCCGGUACCGGCGGUGCAGUAGUAGCGGACUAAGCUCCCCCCGGUGUCCGGGUCACUCAUCGUGUUCUCCUCGGAGGAAGAGCAUCAUGGGCCAGCUGUUCUCCUCAGAAGAAGAGGUCUCUCAGGCGAAGGAUGCGAUUGGUUCCCUCCUCUACGAGGCCAUGUUGGGAGGCGGAGCCGUGCCCGACCUGGGCGUCGUCCACCCUCUCCUCCUGACCAAUCGCGACCAGAGCCUCGACUCCCGGGCCCGCCUCCAGGAACAACUGCGACAGCUGCAGGCCGACGUGGGGAACAAGGCGCCGGCGUACCUGAAGGACCUGAUUGGCCGGCUGUCGUCCUUCUCGGAGGAGCCCCGCCUGGCCGGCCUGCUGGGGCUGGCGCUCACCGUGGUGAUGGACAUGGCCUUCAGGUCGGCCAACCGGCCCUCCGGGAGAGGGGGGGCGGGGUCACCGACCGGCCAGCAGAGAGUCUGGGAGCUCCAGGAGGUGAUGGAGGAGUACCUGAAGCGCUGCAGGAUCCACCUGAGUGACCGAAGCAGGCUGGUCCAAGACUCCGUCAGACUCGAGGCCCAGCUGAGCCUCACGCUCACCCGGCUGAAGACCAGUCUGCUGGGGGGGGGCUGCGACUCCAGGUCUCUGAGGCACUGGGCCAGCGGAGCGGCCUUCCACACCCAGGUGCUGGUCCACCUGGCCGGCCUGGAGGGUCGGACCGGCCAGGUGGCUGCGGCGGCCGCGCUGCAGCAAUACAGGGAGGACCUCACCCAGAUCAUACCUGCUUACAGGCGCUACAAGUCGAGCACGGUGUGCGUGGGGAAAUGUCGGGGGGGUCUUCUGGCGUCAUGUGACCCGUCCAGCGAGCCGCCGGAGGACGGAUCCAUGACGGGCCUCUCUGUGACGGACAGCGAGACGGGGAGGACUGUGAGCGUCCCUCUGGCCGCCAUGAGGGCGGAGACAGGCAGAAGAAGGAGAACCUCUGGACCCGAUGGCACCUCCUCCUCCGUCAACCUGGACCUCAUCACCUCAGAUCAGUACGCCGAGGCCUACCUGCACCACCUGUUCUCUGCUAAGGGACCCGUGGCGGAGCUGGAGAACUACUUCAUCACGGCCGCUGAGCAUCUGAGGAGGAACGAGGCGGGGCGACCUGACGGAGGGCGAUUAAAAGGCUUUGAGGGAGAACGAGGAGCAGACAGAGGAGAAGGAGAAGGAGAUGGAGGAGGAGGAGGAGGAGGAGGAGAUGGAGGAGAUGGAGGAGGCGGAGGAGGAGAUGGAGGAGGAGGAGGAGGAGGAGGAGAAGGAGAUGGAGAUGGAGGAGAAGGAGAUGGAGAAGGAGAAGGAGGAGGAGCAGGAGCAGGAGCAGGAGCAGGACGAGACGAGACGCACCUGAGUGUGGUGGAGACCCAGCCGGACGAGAGCCUCGAGCUCAGAGCAUCACGUCGCUGAGAGAGAAACAUCAAGCUCAGGGUCCACAGUCAUUUACUGUAUUCAUGUUCCCGACGCACAAAUACGGUUAUUUAAAUGGACCGUGAAUCAAAACCAAUACAAAUAUUUGUUUUAAAUACUUUAUUAUGCUUUUUUGUCAAUUCCAAUAAAAACAACUCAAUU